Molecule: messenger RNA, 2334 nt
Organism: Anopheles cruzii
Lineage: Eukaryota; Metazoa; Arthropoda; Insecta; Diptera; Culicidae
Product: adult enhancer factor 1-like
Exons: 4
Coding region: 141-1496 (451 amino acids)
Biological process (GO): regulation of transcription by RNA polymerase II
Cellular component (GO): nucleus
Molecular function (GO): RNA polymerase II transcription regulatory region sequence-specific DNA binding; DNA-binding transcription factor activity, RNA polymerase II-specific
Source: RefSeq, a predicted model, not a curated record
AAGAAAAUGUUUUUGUUUUAUUUUCGUUGGCGUUGUUUAGCGUAACCGAGCGCACUGGGAAAAGCCCGACGGGUGAGGUGAACGCACAAAAACUAUGCUUUAAAAGUUCGCCGACCGUUUUGCGGAGCAUCGAAGUCAACAUGAAUUUUUUUAUUCCGAAUGAGGUGAAACGGGAAGGGCUGUAUCUGCAGCACCAGCUUGGGCCGCCGCUCACUCAUAUGGGCCAGCAGCAUACUCAUAUGCCGCAACAGGCCCAACAUCAGCUGCUGAACUUUCCGCAUCCGGGCAUGAUUGUGAAUCUGAAGAAGGAACAGUUCGAUUCCUACGAAAAGCUGCCCGAUGGCCAAUCGCCGCACAACCAGCAGCACGUUCUGCAGCUUCAGCAACAAGCGCAGAUGGUGGGACUGCAACAGCACCUUUCGGCUCAAAUGCAAUCCCAGUUGGUGGCCCACCAGCAGCAACAACAGCAACAGCACACACAGCAACAACAACAGCAGCAGCAGCAGCAACAGCAACAGCAACAGCAACAGCAACAGCAGUCAGCUUCCCAGCAGCAGCAGCAAACGCCACAGCAGCAACCACAACAGCAACCACCUCAGACGCAGUCGUCAGCGGGUGCGGCACCGACGACGGCCGCCAGCACCAACACGACGACACCCACCACCACCGGCACCGGGACGGGCAAGAAGAAAAAGAAAGGCAAAGCGAACCGGAACAUCGUCAUCCCGCAGCUGCCGGAAGGCUUCAUCAUCAAGGUGAAGGAGGAGUACACGGAGAACUACGUGCGCACCGUGACGAAAAUCCCCGAAGUAUGGUGGAACCAGGAACAGUUCAUCCGGACGGUGAAAUCUCCCGGCAAAAAGGAGCGCAAGUACCACGACUACAACGCGGUCAGCGAGCACCAGUGCGACGUGUGCGGGAAGUACUUCAAGGACAAGUACAAGCUGAACUACCACGUGCGCAUCCACGUGCCGGAACUGUCGCACCGGUGCGACGUGUGCGGCAAAGUGUUUGCCCACCAGUCGACGUUGCACAAUCACAAGCGCAUCCACACCGGUGAGCGCGCGUUCAAGUGUUUGACCUGCGGCAAGGCGUUCGUGCAGUCGUCGGCCCUGUCGAACCACACCAAGAUCCACACCGGCGAGCGACCGCACGAGUGCCUGAUCUGCGGCAUCAGCUUCAUCCAGAAGAUCAACCUCAUCUACCACAUCCGCAUCCACAAUGGCGAGCGGCCGUACCGGUGCAACAUCUGCCAGAAGUCCUUCAUCCAGCAGAGCCACAUAAAGAACCACAUGAAGGUGCACAAAAAGGACAAUCCGCUCGAUUGCUCGAUGUGUGGCAAGAACUACAGCGAUCUCAACGAGCUGACCGAGCACUACGCGACGCACCACACGGCCGAGCUGACCUACCGGUGCCCGGCGUGCGGCAAAUCCUUCGCCCAGGCCAACCAUCUGAAGAUUCACAAGAAAAACUUUUGCAACAGCAAAUCAAACUAAUCCCCCCCCGGUGGCGGGUGGCCGAUAGGGUCGAUUUGCUUCCGUUUACGAAACGAGUACACUUCCUUCGGUCACCGCUCCUCGUGCCCUAUCCCGUUCCGGUUUCGCAUUUUGUUUUCCGUUUCUCCCUCGGGGUACGCACGUUGCGUGCCGAUCGUGUGUGUGUGUUAGUCGACAGGGCGGGCUUGGAAGCAAUUAUUUUAAAAAACUCGUUAACAAUCGUAGCAUCAAACCAUUGCGCCAACCAGAGGAUACCGGUGGUUUUAAUCACUCCGAUUCAACUCGUAGAUUUCUGCCAAGCUCUUACUAAACAGACCGGGUGUCGCGUCGAGAUCGAACGAGACCGAGAGGUUUCGCCCGGAACGCAGUGAGCGCGACGGGAAAACGGCGAUCGCAAGAAACACGUGGAAUGUUGUUGAUUCCCUAAUCGUCAGUGCUUAGCCCCGUACGUACGAUGUGUCGUUUAUGUUUUAGUUAUUUAGCACAAAGUUCAAAGUAUCGUUACAGCAACAAAUGGCAGGAUCAGAAAGAGAAACCAAUAGAACAAUGAUGAUGUUAUCAAACGCGCGCCUGCGAGCGCGAUCGGUUCCCCUCACAACGGGAACUUCUUAUAACCGAAAAAUAGUACACACUUCUCGCUACUUCUCUUCUCUAGCGCUCGGCGGCUCUCGGCGGCGCUCCCGGUGGCCACACGGAGGGAGCGCCAAUGAAUGGUGGUAGCUUUAGAACCAGUCGAAGCCAGACAGGCCGGGCUCGAAGAUCAUCGCCUCGAAGGCGCGGCCACCGUGUGCGUGUUCGAGCGGCACGACAGAGAAGGGCCAUUAAAAAAACUAUUGGU